UCGCAAAUUUAUAUACUAAUUCUUAUAUAUGUCAAUUAUAUUUAUUAUUUUCUAUGCAUUUAUUGUAUAACAAAUGCAUACAGAUGUUGUAUCUAGCAUGUAUCAUUGCGAGAUGCACGCUACUAUCAAAGAAAGACAUACAUAUGAGAGAUUAGUAAGUGUGCGUUCACAGUCAUUAAUACUACUUACUCUACUUAACGAAACCAAUUGUUAUGUAUUACGCUUAGAGGGGAAUAACCAACAAGCUUGUACGCCGAUAUGAUAGAGGUCUGAUGAGGACAACGGUACCCUCUUGUAUUCGUAGUUCAUAUUUUGUCCAUAUCUGUUGCUGAAAUCAUACACACUUUGAACAAAAGGUGGUGAACAGCUUUAAUUUUUUGCAGACAGGAAAGUUAUAUAAAUCUUCAAAUAGAAAAGUAUAAAGUACAAAUGCUGAAUUGUCUUGAUUUUAUAGAAAACAUCUGGUUAAAAAGAAAUUACUUCUUAUAAGCAAUAAAACUAGUAUAAGUCUUAUUUGGAGCUUAUCGACUGAAGCAAUUAUGUAACACCAUGUAUUUAUAUGUAGCUAUCGAACAAACGAACGUGACAUUCUAUGAUGUAACUAUUUUUCAAUAGUAUUUCAUUUUGGAUAACAGCAGCAAUUCGUGCCAGAUGCACAUAUGAAUUUGGAAUUAUUUGUAACAUUAUAUGAAUUAAAAAUUGAUGAAUCUCAUUGACAUUAAAAAAAUUGAAUGAAAAUGCAUGUUUAAUGCGGGAGUGAAUUGAUUAAUGCAUAGCGCGGUAAUUCAGAAGCAUCUUAAAUCAUGUCAAAAACUUUGAACAUCUUAAAUGCUACAGAUAUUCCUUUACAAAAACAAACGUCCUCCUGCGGCAAAUUAAAAUAUCGUGACAAUGAAAAAUGUACAUCAGGUGUAAUUUCAGCAAAUUUAAAAUCUAAUAUAUUAGGAGAAUGGGGGACAGAGAAAACUCGAAUUGAAAAUGGAAAGCAAAAACAUCUUACUGUUUCUAUUGGAUCAAAAAAACCAAUUAUUAUUACAAAAAAAGAGUAUGAGGAGUUUAAAAAGCGUGGUCACUAUGUCACUAAAGAAGAGAAACAAGCAACUAUUGCAACAACAGAAGAGGAAAGAUAUAGACUUACCAAGGACAGUAUGAUACGCAAAGAAGCUAUUCGUAGGAUGGACUUAACAAAGAUACGCGAAAAAGACAAAAUGUUAAAUGAAGUCGAAGAAGAAGCCAAGAAAAGGACAAUGCAUUUACUCGAAAGAGCUUACAAUUUAAAGCUCGAACAAGAAGAGGAAAUUCAAAAAUUUAAUCGGUUUAUGUUAGAAACUAAAUGUAGAGCUAUAAGAGAUAUGCAGAUAGCUGAAAAGAAAUUAAUCAAACAAGAAUUGGCAGAAGAAGAAAAACGUUUAAAUGACAUGAUGGAAAAUGAAAGAAGAUGGGCAAUUGAGGAAGAUUUAAAGAAAGAAGAAGAGGAAAUUUCUAGAAAACAAAUAUUCUCAAAAAUUUUAAAGGACCAAAUUACAGAGAAUGAAGAGCAACGAAUACUUGAAUUUGAAAGAAAGCAAGAGGAGAGCCAGCUAAUUAAUAUGAAUAAUAUAACUUGGCAGUUAGCAGAAAUAGAAAAGUUACGCCACAAGGAAGCUGAAAGUGCUAAAAUCCGUCGAGAUCUAGCAGAAGUAAAUGAACAAUUGAAGCAUUUUAAAGUUAUGGAACAAGAGGAGAAUAGAAUAAUAGAUUUAAGGAUAAAACAAUAUAAAAAAUAUAAAGAAGAAAGAGAAACUCAAUUAGAUGAAAAGCAAAGAUUGGAGAAUUUAUAUAAAGAACAGGAAAAAGAAAGAUUGGCUGUACAGGCAAAGCAUACACAAGAUCUUCAAGCACAAAUUGAUGCAAUAAAUGCAGACCGUAUACAAGAAGAAGUAGAGAGAGAAUGGAGACGGAAAGAAAAAGAAGAAGCAAUGAAAAAAAUUGGAACUAUACAGGAUCUUCGGAAAGGAAGAGAAGAACAAAUAAAAAAUAAAAGAUUAAUACAAGCAAUUGAAAUUAAUAGAGAAAAACGUGAAUUUGAAAGAAUUCUACGUGUACAGAAAGAAGCAUUUUGCUGCGAUAAGAAGAAUCGUGAAAAGAAACAACAAGAAGCUCUUGUUCAUCGUAGUGAGAUAUUAAGACAGGUAAAUGAAAAGGAAAGAGAACGUAUUCAAGCAAGACAAAAGAUGUUUGAGGAAGGAUUGGCAAUUCGUACACAAGUUGCUAUGCGCAAGAAGAAGUUACAGGAGGCUAUGAACCAAAAAUGUAAAGAAAUGAGAGAGAGCAAGGUACCCGAAAUAUAUAUUAAUGAAGUUAAACGCCUAAUCGAAAAUAUUGAAUAAUACAUAUAUACAUCUUGUAAAAAUUCUUAUUUGAUAAUAAAUACUAUGUUUAUGUAUAUUUAACCCUUUGCACUCGGUGCCUUUUCAAACGUUAUUUAUCAGCAACUCGACGCCACCUCCUCGCGAAAAAGUGCAUCCAGGAAUCGUCAUAUUAUACAGUAUAGUUUCGGAACCAAAUAAGAUAUUGUAAUGAUAUUUGGUUUAUAUGAAUUUGUAGACGCUAAAGAACAUAUAUUUACAAAAAAAUCAAAAUUUAUUUUUUAUAAUUUUCUACAGUGUGACUACAUCAUUGAGCCAUAAUCGCGUACUUUUGUUCCACAAAUCCUUUUUAUCGCUCUUUUUAACAUGUUGACUGACACGCGAGCUGCUAUACCAUGCGCACUUUUAAGAUUGAAUACUCGAUGCAGGUGUGUAAACAUAAUGAGCCCAUUGUUUCUUAUCGUAGUAGAAGAUAAUGUUUAGAAUGAAAUGCUUAAGAAUUUCCAUAGAGUUGAAAAUCUAUAUUGGAAAUCGUACUGGGCCCAUUGUUUCUUAUCGCAGUAGAAGAUUAUCACACUUAGAGCGAAAUGUGUAUAUACGAAUAAACGUCGUGAACGCACUUCACAUGUUCUCUUCAAAAUAAAACCGGCUGAUAUAUUUUUCAUAUAUUUUGGUAAUUGUAUGAAAUUCUGAUUUGCUAUCUUGUGCCAUUUCAAUAAAAAACUACAGGGAAACAUGCGUUUCUC
Vespa mandarinia (Asian giant hornet) is the source of this 3094-nucleotide messenger RNA. RefSeq names its product cilia- and flagella-associated protein 45. The record is from RefSeq and is a predicted model, not a curated record. Lineage: Eukaryota; Metazoa; Arthropoda; Insecta; Hymenoptera; Vespidae.